UAAUUUAGUAAUUUGUAAUCUUGACAAAAAAUAUUGAUUUAUUACGUUCAUUAUUCUAUGCGGCAUGUUAUCUUUUAUAACUUAGUUUAAUAAUGUGAUGGGUACUCGAGAUUAUGUGUAAUAUAAGUUUUCAAUCGAUAAUAGAAGUAAUAUUUUGUGGUGUGUUAUUGUAAAGUUUGUGGCUGCAUUGUUUUUAUCGGUAAAAAGUAUGGGCAACACAAGCAAGAAGCUAGCGGCCAAAUGCACACUCCUCACUAAAGAUGAGCAGAAGUACUUGGCGACCACGUUCCGGUCGGCCAGCAAGAACUCCGACAAGAUCAGGGAGGAGGACCUGAUCAGAUAUUGGGGUCCACAAAUCGACCCCCGCUUGGCACAAUACCUGACGAACUUUCUGUUCGGCUCGGGGGCUGACAAGGCUGCUUCUUGCGACUUCAACAGAUUUGCUGAACUCUACGUUUUUAAUGUAAGAGGUACUGCAGACGAAAGAAUGAUGGUUGCCUACAACAGUCUCGGUAUGGACUACAACGAUUCUACGGAGUUGCCUUACCAAUUGUUAAGAGAGUACUGCGAAAGUAUAGCAUCGACAUACAUCAAAAUGGUGAAAGCUCAGCCCUCAGGACGCGCCAAGACGUGGAUAGAGAAAGGCUUCAAGAGCCGCGCGUCCCACGUGCAGGCGCUAGGCGAGGCGAUAGCUGCCAGCGUGUCUAGCGAUGCCGACGUCGCUAUCAACGCUUGUAAUGCCAAGCAGCUUAAUAAAUGGCUACAAUCCAACACUCUACUACGUAAGAUGACGGACGCGGUGUUCGUGCACCUGUACGGCGUGCAGGGCCACGACGCGCACAGUCACAGUCACGUGCACGUCGCGCACCCGGAACCCACGCUCAUUCCGCUGCCGCAAGGAUUGGAAGCGAUGCCCGACUACCCUGCCUUCAUAGACCUGUCUCACAUCGUAUGGCUGAACAACCACAUCCCGGCGAAACAUCAGAACAGGUGGCGGUUCCUCUUCUCGUCGCACAUACACGGCGAGUCCUUCUCUACUAUGACAGGCCGCAUCCAAUCCGAGGGUGCCUCCCUUCUCAUUAUCGAAGACAACGCGGGCUACAUAUUCGGAGGCUACGCCCCCGUGUCCUGGUCUCUGGGGCCCAACUUCGUGGGCAAUGAGGACUCGUUCCUCUUCACCCUGGCUCCCAAGAUGAGGGUCUACCCGGCUUCUAACUAUAACAACCAUUUCCAGUAUAUGAAUCAUCAUACCAAGACUUUGCCUAAUGGAUUGCUAAUGGGCGGUCAAUUCAACUUCGGUGCUAUCUGGGUGAACGGCGACCCGUUCGGCGAGGGCUCCUCCGCCGAGUCCUGCAGCACCUACCGCGGCUACAAGCGCCUCAGCAAGGAGCCCAACUUCCGCAUCAAGAGCCUGGAGGUCUGGGCGGUAGGGGAGAAACCCAUGUUUAAGAAGGAGUCUGAUGAACGCGACGUAAGCGUGCUAGACGUGAAUCCAGAAGCUAAGGCUAUUCUAGACAUGGCAGGCCGCACGAGACACAGCGAAGGCAUCCGUGAACCACCACCCUUAUAAUGUAAAUAUAUAUGUAGCUAGCUUUAUUUCCGUCUGUCUGUAAUCAGCACUAAUUUAUUUUGUCUGAAGUCUGAAUUUUCGAAUAAAAUCAAUUUUAUUUCGAAUAAUCGACUUUAUUCAAAACAUAAGUGUUUUUCACAUAAACUCACAUUUAUAUACUUUACUCAAAAAUUACUGUUUUCAGAAUUUGUAAGAUAAACUUAUAAUUUGUAACUGCAGAAAGUAUAUUAUUUGUAUUUAUUGAAACACACUUUAUGCGAAAUUGACUCGGAAUUUGUUUUGAAUAAAUUCGAUUAUUAUUACUACAAAUAUAGUUACCAAUAAUAAAAUCCUAAAUUGCCCUUUCGAAGUUACGUUUAGACUUUACAUACAAAAAUGAAUGUCAAAAAUCGAUUGAAAUCGUCAACUUGAUACCAAUUUAGAUUUAUAUCAGUCACUAUGUAAGAUAGACUUUAUACAAACAAUAUAAUAAAUCAAGUCGCUAUUUAGAGUAAAAUUUUUGAAGUCAAGCAUAUUCUAUAUCUUUACCUUUUGAAAAAGAUUGAAAUCAUUUCUAAAUACCUUUUUUGAAAAUGACAGAUAUAAAAAUAGCAUGACAUAUUAAAUUCUUUGUAAAGAUAGUAACUUAUUGACUUAAAUAAUUCCUAUUUAUUCCAUAGGUUGUUAUCAUUGAAUCGAGUUUUCUAAAUAGCAUUUUUCCUUCCAGUUCUAGUUUUGUCAAAUAACGUUGUUUUUCUGAAGUAAGCCGUUUUAUGUCCUCUCAGCCGAUUCUCGUAUUGUCUAUAUAGAAUCUUUCACAAAGCAGCCCGGAGCCUUUAAGUUGUUGAUUGGUACACUCACUCAUCGGAGAGCACGUAAAUGUCGGUCCUGCGCCUGAUCUCUCUCCGGUCGUGUCGGAUUGCCGUCCCAUCGGGCUAUGAGAGUGAAGGAAUAGUGAGUGCACCUGUGUCUGCGCAAAUGCUUGUGCUCUAUAAUAUGUCCUGCGCAGUUGGCUAAUCUCCUUACAUAAGAACAGCCGCCGUAGCCGAUAAUCGGCUAGGAGCACAUCAUCAUCAUCAUCAGUUACUUCGGACAAGCAAAGUUAUUUGACGAGAUAUAUAAACUACUAUUAUCGUCCUUAGUUCUAAAUCGUCCAAUCUACAAUAAUAAAGUCUGUAUGUGAAUCGCACAAUUUUGUAUUUUAAUACCUUGAUAUAAGGUUUAUAAUGAAAUGUAUGAUCUUAUUGUAUCGAUGUUUAUUUGGCUAGCUUUUGUCUGUGGAUUUGCUUGAUUUCUUUUGUUUGGUAAGUGAAUCUGUUAUGGGUGAAGUCCGGUGAUGUUACAGAUUAUUAAAAAUACUGAUAUUUUCUAAAUUUUUGACAGGAUUUUUGCUACUGUACUUGGAUACAAAGAAAAAGAAACUAUUUGGUAAUUAUGAUAAAAUCGAUUGAUUCACCAUCAAUUCAAUUGAUAACCAAUUGAAUAUUUUAAUAUAUAAGUAAGAAAGCUUAAUUUCCGAUUUAUAUUAUAUUCAAUUCAGUAAUUUAUAUUACCUAUGCCUAUAGAUCAACUAAAAUAUACAGUAUGGUGUUUUUUGUGUAUGUAUACUUAUCGGACUUUGCCCAUAAAAAAUGAUCUGUUAUACAUAUAGUAUAUCUAAAUAUAUAAGUAAUAUAUAAAUAUAAAGCGUAUAUAUAUCAGCAAUAAAAAGUGCAUUUAAUUACUAGUGAGGUGCCUUUGUAUGUGUGUCUGUUCAUUGUAGCUUUUAUUAGUUAAGUGUGGAUUGCAAUAACCGAUCCAUCGAUUGUUUUUGAUUAAAGAUUGUAAUUUUACAUGAGCUUCAUAUAGAUUGUGUAAAAUUUCAAUAUUAGAUCGGAAAACAAUGGAUGGAUUGGGAAUUGUGAUUCGCAGUAAGUCGGUCACAGAAGUAUUGUCAUCUCUUACUAACUAGGAAUGUGAGAAGGAUAUGGGUGGUUAACUUUUAAUGUAUCCGUAAUUUAAAUGUAAUUUACAGUGACAUAAUAUAUUAAGUUAUUUAAGAUGAAUGCUUCGACUAGUAGCGGAAAAUUCAAAAAAAAUGUUUUUUUUUUUUUAAUAUUUUAUCUUAGUUAACAUUCGAUAUGAGACGUGAUCUCAUUGACCGCGGUAAUACUAUACAAGUUGAAGAUUCACCUUAAGUAAAUUGACAUCUAAGCAUAAGAGAUUGUUAGAUUGAUAACUUAGUUAUGUCACCGUAACUUCGUUAAAAUGCUGUAAAGAAAUGGAUGUGAUCCUGAAAUGCUAUUAAAAUAUUGUGACCGACAAAAAGCAUUCUAAAUAUUUGUAGGCAUUAGCUAUAGUUGUAUAUUUGCCGAUGCAUAACUUAAAGCCGCGUUUCCACUAAGCAACAAUAGUCGCGCAACAUGUUGCCCAACAAGUUGCCCAACAUAUUUAAAAACAGCACACAGGAACUUUUGUCUUCUUUCGUGUUGCUCCAAAUGUUGCUUAUUGGGAACUCAGAUUUAGGUUUCAAAAUAUGUCGUAUGUACACAGGCUGUUGUUUUUUUUAUACUAUGUUAAAAUGAGAUCGUGGUGCUUGAAAGCCGAGUUGGAAUAAAAACAGCCUGUAUAUCAAUAUAGUUAGUUUCAAAUUGUCUCAUUCAUCAUACUAGUCAUUGCUGUGAGUUUUUAUUUACAUAACAUAAUAAAAUAUACAUUAUUCGCUUAUAAUAAGUUAGUAAAUUAUAAUUAUCCACAUUAUUUAUUGAUAAAAAAGAGCUUAAUUUACUAGCAAACGUCAAUCAUAAUUAUAAAAUAAUUAAAUUAUAUACAGUGAAAGAGCUUUGUUCAGGCAAUCUAAAAUUUUAUAUUUCUGUAAUCUGGGAGGCUAACAAAAAAGCAGGUUCCUAGUCCAAAAAUAUAUAAGUAUGUAUGGUUGUUCAAUAUAUCGAAAUGAAAUCGAAAACAAACCUAAGUGUCAACGUAGAAAGUGCCAAAACACUAUGUCAUAUAUUUUAUUCAAUUCUGCACUGUAUUGCUAGUGCUAUAAGAGUCAUUAUCAGUUAAAUAGUUUCGGACAUUAAAUUACGCGACGUAAUGAUCAUUUUGUGAAAGUAUUUAUUCCAAUUUUAUUGUAUGCUAUGAGAUUUUUGAGCCAGAACUAUGUUAUGCAGUCUAAAAGCCUUAUUACUGAGUGUUAAGAGCGAUAUUUGUCUGUCUUUCUGUCAUAUUUUUAAGGCAAUGGCAAA
Messenger RNA from Helicoverpa armigera (cotton bollworm), 4776 nucleotides. Its product is annotated as MTOR-associated protein MEAK7. Bases 209 to 1570 code for a protein of 453 amino acids. The transcript has 10 exons. The record is from RefSeq and is a predicted model, not a curated record. NCBI's taxonomy places the organism in Eukaryota, Metazoa, Arthropoda, Insecta, Lepidoptera, Noctuidae.